AUGGCGUCUGUCGAAGUAGCUGCCGAACCAGUAACGGUGGUGGCGACCGUUGGACCAAAGGCGAGGGACGAAGAGGAGGAAGAGGAGGAGUCACUGCCACCGUGCGGGGCGGUGCGCUGGGCCCCGGUGGGGGCAGUGGCAGAGGCCGGGCCUGGGGCGACAGCGUUCUCGGAAGAGGCGGCUGCGGAGGAACCCGGCGCAGCCCCAGGCUCCCCGCCCGACUCGCCCGGCCGGACACUGCGACGGCUGCGGGCUGAGCGACGGCGGCUGGACUCGGCGCUGCUCGCGCUGUCCUCGCACUUUGCACAGGUGCAGUUCCGCCUGCGCCAGGUGGUGCGCGGGGCGCCGGCGGAGCAGCAGCGCCUCCUGCGCGAGCUCGAGGACUUUGCCUUCCGCGGCUGCCCUCACGUCCUGGGUUACGGUGAGCCCGAGGACCCCGCCUGCGAAGACAGCGACGGGUUGCCGGGGGACCGGCCACGGUUGCGAGGCGAGGACCAGAGUGAGCAGAAGAAACGGGAACGUCUAAAAACCCAAAGGGAGAAGCAGAAGGAACUAAUACUGCAGCUCAAAACCCAACUAGAUGAUCUGGAAACAUUUGCCUACCAAGAGGGCAGUUAUGAUUCCCUGCCCCAGUCCGUGGUCUUGGAAAGACAGCGGGUGAUCAUAGAUGAAUUAAUAAAGAAACUGGAUAUGAAUCUGAAUGAGGACAUCAGUUCACUGUCCACCGAAGAGCUUCGGCAACGUGUGGAUGCAGCUGUGGCUCAGAUUGUAAACCCAGCCCGAGUGAAAGAACAGUUGGUUGAGCAGCUAAAAACUCAGAUCCGAGACCUCGAGAUGUUCAUCAACUUCAUCCAAGAUGAAGUGGGAAGCCCAUUUCAGACAGAUAAUGGACACUGUGAGUGCAAGGCCAGUGGGAAGACAGGAAAUAGCUCCACCAGAACUGACAGCAGCAAAUUGCCUCCAGGAAACAAUAAACCAAAGGCAGAAGAUGUGAAGAAAGUUCGGGAGACGGGGCUGCGCCUGAUGCGUCGAGCACUGGCAGUGCUCCAGAUCUUUGCUGUUAGCCAGUUUGGUUGUGCCACAGGCCAGAUCCCACAAACCCUGUGGCCAAGGGGCCAGGCUGACAGGGACUACUCUCCCUUACUGAAGAGGCUGGAGGUGUCAGUAGACAGAGUGAAGCAGCUAGCCUUAAGGCACCAGCCAUACGACCACGUCAUCACCUCUGCCAACCUCCAGGACCUCUCUCUGGGAAGCAAGGACGAGCUGACGACAGCUGUGCGAAAGGAGCUGACAGUGGCCGUGAGGGACCUGCUGGCCCAUGGGUUGUAUGCCUCCUCACCAGGGAUGAGCCUUGUCAUGGCUCCCAUUGCUUGUUUGCUGCCAGCCUUCUCCUCGACCCCCGAGGCCAUGCACCCCUGGGAACUCUUUGUAAAGUACUAUCAUGCUAAGAAUGGCCGUGCUUAUGUGGAAUCCCCAGCCCGAAAGCUCUCCCAGUCCUUUGCCCUGCCUGUUAUGGGAGGUACUGCUAUGACCCCCAAGCAGAGUCUACUGACAGCCAUCCAUAUGGUGCUGACGGAGCACGACCCUUUUAAGCGCAGUGCAGACUCAGAGUUGAAGGCCUUGGUGUGCAUGGCACUGAAUGAGCAGCGUCUUGUGUCCUGGGUGAAUCUUAUCUGCAAGUCUGGGUCACUCAUCGAGUGCCACUAUCAGCCCUGGAGCUACAUGGUUCACACAGGCUUCGAGAGUGCCCUCAACCUGCUCAGUCGCCUUAGCAGCCUCAAGUUCAGCCUCCCUGUAGACCUGGCUGUGCGCCAGCUCAAGAACAUCAAAGAUGCUUUUUGAUGAGAGUGCCCUGGCCCUACCCUGGCACCUUAUUCAGUAAAGAUAGAUGGUUAGUCUUCUAAGAUAGGGGCAGAGAGUAGGAGGAAGGAUUAAAGAUGUUUUCCCUAGCCAAAUGACUGCAAAGUCUGUUUUCCCUGCCAGGUUGGCAUCUCAGAAAGAAAUUCUGGAGACCCUCUUAUUUAAAAGUGUUUCCCUGGUGUGUAACUACAGUAUACAUGUCGCACAUAUAUUUGAGCCUAUGUAAAAAAUUAGUUAUGGCACACAGUUAAUACACCAACUCUUCAUGCCAGGUCUAAUUUUUAGAAAACCCAGGAUUCUCUAACCAUUCUGUUUAUGGUAGUGAGUUGUUGGUCCUAGAAUACAUUCAACUUGAGGCUCCUGUUGGUUAAGUUGGGGGCCAAGGUCAGGGGAAGCUGUGUUUAUUCCAUAGCUGCCUCUAAAAUUAGGAAUGGGAAUAUUCUGAGAAUAGCAUUUCUAAGGGAGUUAACCACAAGUUAAGUUUAAUAAGAGCCCUUUUUCAUAUAGAGGUAAGAACUGAAGUCUGUUGCUGACAAAGUGGUCCUCUUAGAGCACAAUGUUUUUUUGUUUUUGGAGAGGGUUGUUUACAAGGAGUGACAACCAUCGUCUGGUACUAGGACACUGGAAAGGAACUUUUCCUCUGUGCACCUCCCAAUGAUAUACUCAGACUUCUCAGAAGUAGAUGUGUUAGAGGUAUACUUCUCAAGAGAACCCUUGCCACUGAAUCAGGUGUGGAUAGAAAAACACAUCGGUGACCAGCAGCAACUUCUUCCCGGACUGUGACUCCACUUGUCCUGGAGGCUGGAUGAUGGAAGAGGUCUGAUCAUGCGAUAAGUACUACAGUGGGGGUGGGAACUAUGGCAGAUCGCUAGUGAGCACUUCAUUGUAAAACUGAUUCUAGAAUGGUCCUGUUUGGUCUUUAGUAUUUUAGCCUUUUUAGUUUGUAUGUCAUUCAACCUGCAUACUACAGGACUGACCAAAGAUGGGCUAAGUGUAUCACUUUCUGGAAAACCAAAUGGGCUCCCAACUCUACUGAUUCAACAUUGUUUCUUGUAUUAAAUUGGCAUCUGCACUUUAUGUCUGCACUAUUGCAUAGUGCAUUUUAACUUAAUUUUUUCCAGAAAUGUGUUAUUUAAGAUGCAUUGUUGAGAAUUCAUUAAAAUUAGUUCUGUGUGAAGCAGAAUAAAUGUGAAA
Messenger RNA from Molossus molossus (Pallas's mastiff bat), 3054 nucleotides. Its product is annotated as RUN domain-containing protein 1. The record is from RefSeq and is a predicted model, not a curated record. Bases 1 to 1842 code for a protein of 613 amino acids. The transcript has 5 exons. Lineage: Eukaryota; Metazoa; Chordata; Mammalia; Chiroptera; Molossidae.